Molecule: messenger RNA, 1065 nt
Organism: Ipomoea nil (Japanese morning glory)
Lineage: Eukaryota; Viridiplantae; Streptophyta; Magnoliopsida; Solanales; Convolvulaceae
Product: putative late blight resistance protein homolog R1B-17
Exons: 2
Coding region: 1-1065 (354 amino acids)
Biological process (GO): defense response to other organism
Molecular function (GO): ADP binding
Source: RefSeq, a predicted model, not a curated record
AUGAAGCUGAUGAUGAUGAUGAAGACAACAAUGAAACACAUCAACCAUCAAUUCGAUCAUUCGCUAAAACGGAAUGGAUCCUCCCGGCGGUUUCCUAAGCUUGUGGGCAGAAUGGUGGGUCGUGACUAUGAUCGUCAGGAGAUACUCUGGAUGCUCCGCUUUGGCCAAAGUAAUCUAAAGCUAAUCUCAAUUGUUGGGAUGGUGGGCAUAGGGAAGACUACUUUAGCCAAAUGUGUGUAUGGAGAUCCAGAUGUGGUAAAAGAUUUCAAUCAAUGUAGUUGGAUUACUGUGCCUCAAGAAUGCAACAAGCGCCAAAUACUAGGCCUCCUGCUCCGGUCAAUUUCACCGUCAUCGGAAAAUAAAAUUGGAAAUGAGGGCGCCACUGAUGAAGAACUAGUUGUGGAGGUAUGCCGUCAGUUGUCUGGCAAAAGUGUCUUUUCUCGUAAUAAGGAGUGUAUGACACAUAAACUUGAAAAAAUUAGGUGCGAUAUUGUAGAAACAUGUGAUGGACUACUGUGGUCAAUUGUUGUAGUUGCAAAGAGUCUAUCCAAAUACAGAAACAUAUUGAAGGGGUGGGAGAAGAUUAAAAAGGAAACAGAGACACUGGGAAUUCUAGAUCGCAAUGCUCUCAUUCAUGAUUACAACAAAUUGCCACAACAUUUGAAAGUUUGCUUUUUGUAUUUUGGAGUUUUUCCAAAACGCAAAGAGGUCUUAGUGAAAAUGCUUAUUAGGUUGUGGAUUGCUGAAGGAUUUGUGAAUCUAGAGCCAUUGGUGUAUCCAGAGUUAGAAACCCAAGCUUAUGCAUAUGUAGAAGAACUUUUUGCUAGAAGUCUUGUAUUAAUAAGCAGUGAGGAUUCUGAUGACAAGAUUAAGAGUUGUAGGAUGCAUAGUGCUUUGCAUAGUUUUUGUGUUGGAGAAGCUCAAAAAGAGGGUAUUUUUUGUGUAGUAAACACUCUCCAGCAUUCAAGAUUGCCAUUAGGGGAGUUUGCUAAUUCUUGUCGAUGGUUAAGUUUAUACACACAUAGUUUCGACUAUUAUGUGUUGUUGAGGGUUUGGAGGAUAUAG